AAGGAAUGGGUUGUUUGUUGUCAUGCACACAACCUGUCUUUCAAUACGAGAUUUAUGUUAGUUCUUCUAAUUACGCAUAGGAAUCGGACGUUACAUCGUCGCGUCUACUAUUCGUUGGUCAGUACUUUCGAGAAAUGUUCUACCGGUAGAAAAAUUACGCGAAUUUACGUAAAACUUCCUUAUAAUUGUUCAAAAUGCGUGUGGCUCCUGGAUAAAAUUUCGAAGCAUUUAUUUUUUUUUAACUUGAUCUCUUUAAAAAUCCACUAUGAGUAAAAACAUAUCCGGCGUCGUGAAAUAUUUAACGGUCGAGCCCGCGUUCUUAUUAUACACCGCUGUGUUCGUGAUUUUGGAAUUGACCGGUGUUAAUUUAUUAAUUCAGAAAAAAUGUCGAUUCAACGUCACUUCGGAGCCAGAUCUGAGCACGCCUUGCCAAGAUGAAAAACAAGGGAUAAUUUUCGCCGCCGAAACAAUGGCUUAUAUACGUUUCCUGAUGUUUUCCUUGACUCUACUUUACACCGCUUUCUCAAUGUGCUGGAGCGAUGAAAGUGACCGACGUCGUAGACCUUUAAUCUUCUUACCUAUAAUUGGCCUAAUGAUGAUGUCCGUGUCUGGCUGUUUACAUUCUUAUUUUUGGCACUGGGAUGCUCACAAAAGUGCCCUGAGUUAUCUUUUUUUCGAAGUGAUAAGCGGUGGAAUGCCAUUAAUUAUGGUUGCGAGUCAAGCUUACAUAUGCGACGUAACGGAUAUAGGAAGUCGUACAAUGAGAAUGGGUCUUUUUACGGCAGCUAGAACGGUAGGAGACCUUAUAGGAUUCGGUAGCUCUGGAUUCGUAUUACAUAGAUUUGGGUUCUUUCGUACGUACUUGUUAUGUUUCGUUUUAUCGUUGAUUACUUUGUUGCUGGCUGUGAUUUUCGUCAGAGAUGCAUCGGUGCAGGUGAAAAAGAAAAGACAUUUUUGGCAUGCUUUUAACUUGAUGCGGAUCGUCGAUAGUUUUAAAAUAGUGUUUAAGAAAAAUAUCCCCGGCAAGAGGAUUAUUAUCGUCGCGUUGUCGUGUAUUUAUAUUUUGAUGUUUUUCUGCACUCAAGGAGAGAAUUCUGUGCAAUAUAUGUUUCUGCGGCAUAAAUUUCAUUGGGAUGAGCGUGAUUACAGUAUAUAUGUUGUUUAUAGAUAUAUCGGAGUAAUUUUAGGAAGUAUAUUUGCCUCGAUUGUGCUGAGUAAAUGUAUGAAUUUGCAUGACGGAGUAAUUGGUAUUAUUUCUGGAUUUUGGGAUGCUAUUGCUGCUUUCGGAUACCUAUUUGCCAGUCUAAAUUGGCAACUUUAUGUCGUUCCUCUGUUUGAUGUCUUUCACGGCACAGCAUUUUCUGUGAGCGUUUCAUUUUUUAGCAAAUUUUAUGCAGCUGACGAAAUUGGUCGUUUGAACAGUGUACUUUGCAUAUUGUCGUUGGUGAUACCAACAUGUUAUCCUACUUACAUUACAAUCUUUCGGAAGACUUUGGAUUCAGUUCCUUCAGCAUACUUUGUACUAAGUAUUGCAAUUAAUGUCAUUGUUGUUCUGCUGUAUCUUCUGUGUUACAAGCUGGAUAAGAAAUCGGAUAAACUCGUAUCAGCCAAGAAAGAAGAGAAACCAAUGCUCACUUAGUUUUAAAUACCUACCUACGUUUGCAUUGCAUGCAGUGGAAGCUAAAUUGUUGACAUUUUUCCUAUUAAAUUGUGAUUUGAUUAUACGUAGCUUAAGUUUUGAAAAAAAAAACGUAAAAUUCAUAUCUGA
Molecule: messenger RNA, 1768 nt
Organism: Planococcus citri (citrus mealybug)
Lineage: Eukaryota; Metazoa; Arthropoda; Insecta; Hemiptera; Pseudococcidae
Product: probable peptidoglycan muropeptide transporter SLC46
Exons: 6
Coding region: 266-1639 (457 amino acids)
Biological process (GO): transmembrane transport
Cellular component (GO): membrane
Molecular function (GO): transmembrane transporter activity
Source: RefSeq, a predicted model, not a curated record